UGACACAUAGUGAGAGAUUAAUCAUAAGCAUAUGAAAAAUGGUGUUUGCUUUGUGUCCGAGCAGAUAAGAUAAGAAAGCAGAAACCGCGGUUUCAAGACAUUCAAAUCAAACCACAACUUCCAUGGCUAACUACUCCAACCCUCAUAUCUGCCAAUGUUUGAGUCGCUUGCUAACCUUCCGGCGACACUUUCCGGUCACUAUCUCCGGCCACCGCCGCAGGACCGGCCAACAGUUGGUGGAGGAAGUGUUGUCCCUAGCACAAGGCCUAAUCCAGCUAGGAGUCACACCAGGUGACGUGGUCGCCAUCUCUGCUUACAAUAGUGAUUGGUAUCUGGAGUGGUUAUUAGCCAUUGCAUAUGUUGGAGGGAUAGCUGCUCCUCUGAACUAUCGCUGGAGUUUUGAAGAGGCAAGAUUAGCAAUGACUGCAGUGAGGCCAGUGAUGUUAGUGACUGAUGAGAGCUGCUAUACGUGGUGCUUAAAACUCCAGAAAAAUGAUAUUCCAUCUCUGAGGUGGCUUAUUUUGUUGGAUUCCCCUUCCUUAAAUUUUACAAAGAAGUGGAAUGUGUUAACCCCGGAAAUGAUUAAGAGGCAUCCUGUAAAGCCUCUAUCAUUUAAUUACUCCUGGGCAUCUGAAGGAGCUGUCAUAAUAUGCUUUACAUCAGGAACUACGGGAAAGCCUAAGGGAGUCACCCUAAGCCAUGGAGCUUUGAUCACACAAUCCCUAGCCAAGAUUGCCGUAGUUGGGUACAGUGAGGAUGAUGUCUAUCUGCAUACUGCUCCAUUAUGCCAUAUUGGUGGCUUGUCAUCAGCCAUGGCCAUGCUUAUGGUUGGUGGUUGCCAUGUCUUGUUGCCAAAGUUUGAUGCAAACUCAGCUGUUGGUGCCAUACAGCAAUUUUCCGUGACAUCUUUUAUAACAGUUCCUGCAAUAAUGGCCAGUCUGAUUUCUGUAAUUAGGCACAAACAGACCUGGAAAGGCGGAGAAACUGUCAAGAAAAUACUUAAUGGGGGUGGAAGCCUCUCACUUGAGCUCAUCAAGGACACUAGCAUAUUCUUCCAUAAAGCCAAGCUUAUUUCAGCUUAUGGGAUGACAGAGACAUGCUCUUCAUUGACAUUCCUAACACUCUAUGAUCCAAUGCAUGAAACCACAAGCCAUCCCCUUCAAAUAUUUGGUGUGGCAGGAUCCAAUAUAAUUCACCAGCCACAAGGUGUUUGUGUUGGCAAGGCUGCACCCCAUGUAGAACUGAAGAUAUGUGCAGAUGCCUCUGGUCACAUUGGGAGAAUUUUAACUAGAGGACCACAUACAAUGCUCAGGUAUUGGGAUCAAAUCCUCACAAACCCAUUAAAUCAGAGGAAUGAAGUAUGGUUUGACACAGGUGACAUUGGAUCUAUUGACUGUUAUGGCAAUUUGUGGCUCCUUGGACGAACAAAUGGUCGUAUCAAGAGUGGUGGGGAGAAUAUUUACCCUGAAGAGGUUGAGGCAAUUCUACGAGAACAUCCAGGGAUUGCUAGUGUUGUUGUUGUGGGAAUCCCAGAUGCUUACCUGACAGAGAUGGUGGCAGCAUGUAUCCAACUAGGAGAAAAUUGGCAAUGGUCAGAGCAAUCAGCUUCAAAUGAAGAGUUUCACCUAUCUAGAAAGAAUCUCCAGCAAUAUUGCAUGGAAAAUAAUUUAAGCAGGUUUAAGAUACCGAAAAUAUUUAUUGUAUGGAAGAAGCCUUUUCCACUCACUACCACAGGAAAAAUAAGAAGAGACCAAGUUGGAAAGGAAGUUAUGUCUCAUUUACAAUCUUUGCAUAGUAAUCUUUGAAUAUAUCAAGGCCUCAGUGCCCCUUUACUUAACAACUGCAUGCUCCAAAAUGCCAUGAAAGAAGAAGAAGAAUGGUUGAAUCUAUAAUACCACGACCAAUAUUGCAUUGAUACCUAAGAUAUGUGACCUUAACAUUUCCAGUUUUCCACACACAGGAUGAUAAACAAGAAAU
Molecule: messenger RNA, 1977 nt
Organism: Gastrolobium bilobum
Lineage: Eukaryota; Viridiplantae; Streptophyta; Magnoliopsida; Fabales; Fabaceae
Product: 2-succinylbenzoate--CoA ligase, chloroplastic/peroxisomal
Exons: 10
Coding region: 123-1805 (560 amino acids)
Biological process (GO): fatty acid metabolic process
Molecular function (GO): medium-chain fatty acid-CoA ligase activity
Source: RefSeq, a predicted model, not a curated record